This is a messenger RNA of Onychomys torridus (southern grasshopper mouse), 3948 nucleotides long. It is a transcript of the gene Prkab2, whose product is annotated as protein kinase AMP-activated non-catalytic subunit beta 2. Gene Ontology annotation, cellular component: nucleus; cytoplasm; nucleotide-activated protein kinase complex. Bases 209 to 1024 code for a protein of 271 amino acids. The record is from RefSeq and is a predicted model, not a curated record. Lineage: Eukaryota; Metazoa; Chordata; Mammalia; Rodentia; Cricetidae. Gene Ontology annotation, molecular function: protein kinase binding. The transcript has 7 exons. Gene Ontology annotation, biological process: signal transduction.
GCGGGGCAGAGGUGGUUCCCGGAGCGGGUGCUCCAGCUGGGGCGUCCCCGAAGUCGGCAAGGGAGGGGACCCCGGGCGCGGCCUCCUGCGGCGGGGAUUCCCUUCCCGAGCGCAGGGGCGGGGCCGGGACGCCCCUGACGCGGCCGCGGGGGUGUUCCCCGCCCGGUGUCGUUCCCCGCGGCAGGUUGCCCCGACUGGAGCUGCAACCAUGGGAAACACCACCAGCGAGCGGGUGUCCGGGGAGCGCCAUGGUGCCAAGGCUGCGCGAGCCGAGGGCGGCGGCCAUGGCCCGGGCAAGGAGCACAAGAUCAUGGUGGGGAGCACCGACGACCCCAGCGUCUUCAGCCUGCCCGACUCCAAGCUCCCCGGGGACAAAGAGUUUGUGCCAUGGCAGCAGGACUUGGAUGACUCUGUGAAGCCCACCCAGCAGGCCCGGCCCACUGUUAUCCGCUGGUCUGAAGGAGGCAAGGAGGUCUUCAUCUCUGGGUCCUUCAACAAUUGGAGCACCAAGAUCCCACUGAUUAAGAGUCAUAACGACUUUGUUGCCAUCCUGGACCUUCCAGAGGGAGAACACCAGUACAAGUUCUUUGUGGACGGACAGUGGGUUCAUGACCCAUCAGAGCCUGUGGUUACCAGUCAGCUUGGCACAAUUAAUAAUUUGAUCCAUGUCAAGAAAUCUGAUUUUGAAGUAUUUGAUGCUUUAAAGUUAGAUUCCAUGGAAAGCUCUGAGACAUCGUGUCGAGACCUAUCCAGCUCACCCCCAGGGCCUUAUGGUCAAGAAAUGUAUGUGUUUCGAUCUGAGGAGAGAUUCAAAUCCCCACCCAUCUUGCCCCCUCACCUACUCCAAGUUAUUCUUAACAAGGACACUAAUAUUUCAUGUGACCCAGCCUUACUUCCUGAGCCCAACCAUGUUAUGCUGAACCAUCUCUAUGCGCUGUCCAUUAAGGACAGUGUGAUGGUUCUUAGUGCAACCCACCGCUACAAGAAGAAGUAUGUCACCACGCUGCUGUAUAAACCCAUUUGAAGAGGACAUCACUCCUUGCCUCCAAGGAUUCUGGAGAAGCAUCUCCCUUGCCUUUGAACUGACCCGGUCUUCUGUGAGGCUGGAAGGCUGAUUUGUGUUGAGGCUGAUAUGUGUGUUUCAGAGCCUCUUGAGUAGGGUGCUCUGCUUUUGCAUUUGAUUGCAGAUGAGAGCUUUAUGAGUUCAUGGAGUUUAUUUUAAGAAAAACAAAAACAUAUAUAUGCAUAUGAGAGGAAGGUUACUGGACGCCUCCCAGCCCAGCUGGAUAGGUUCUCUCUGCCUAUCCAGAGAGAAGUCGCCAGGGCCUGAGUGGGAAGCUGUGCCGCAUGAAUGAGUAUACCGGAAGCUUCUUUUCCUAAAGUGAAGGAAUAGCAAACUCUUAGGAUCCUUGUCAGGCAGAGGUUCUGCCACUGUACCCUGGUGUCAAAGGGUCAGCCUUGUGCCAGCUGCCUCUUUGUGGGUGGCUUUCCUUGCAUGGAUUGAUUCUGUGUUCCUACAGUAUGUGACACGGUCUACUGCGUUUUUAUAUGACACUAGAUGCCCCACAAGAAGCCUCCUCAUUAUGUCCCCUGUUUAAUGGUUUCCCUAGUGCUCAUACAUGACUACUCAGUAAAGUGAAAAACUCCUUUGAAAAGGUGUAUGGGAUUAGACUCACCUUGGAGACUGGAGGUGCCGGGGUCUCCUUUGUAGCCUAGCAUGGGCCCAACACAGUUUAUUACAACUUGUUUUAAUGUCUGAAGCAAACCAAUGGCUCAGUAUUAAGAGAAAUGCAUAUUUUUGUGUUUCAGUUUGGGCCUGUAUAUUGGCUGUAUGGCACAUGCUCAGAAGGCUUCUACUGGGCCUGGCCCUGUUUCCAGCUGUUCUUUAUCAGAGCAGACAAUUUGUAGUGUGAAAUUAGGGAACCUUCCAUAUCUUUCAUUCCUGAAAGAGUUUUUUAUGUGCCUACAUUUUUCUUUAAUUUAAAAAAAAAAAAGCAUAUCCAUCAGUUUUAACAGCUACUAAAGAAGCUCAGGCUUUUGACAAAUGGUUCUUAAGAUUUUCUUCUCCAUUCUAGGGAAUUCUACAGUCUUGGGUUAACAUGGCCAGCCAUGUGUACCUCAUUACCUAAGCACUACUUUAGACAUGAGUUCAUGCAGACUCAUUAGAUGCACAUAUUAGAUUUCCCUCCCUUUAAAGAUGUGUAAGGUGAGGAACUACCCCUGCUGUUGAAAACCAUGUACAUUUUUGCUCUUUGCAUCGAGUAUUAACAAGAUGUUUUCUUCUUUUGCCUCUUUUAAAUGUGUUUGAUGGUGAAGUGGGUCACUGAUUACCAUCAGUUGAAUGAAAAGUAUUCAACCCACUCAGGAUUCAAAGAAAAUAUUUUCUCCAAGUAUCUUGACACUUGCGUUUUGCAGAUAGAUGCAAGUCAAGCAUUAAACGUUGUUUGUGGUUGAGAGACUUCUUGUCUGCUAAGAAGAGCCAGCCACCCUGAGAGGGACCGGUAGGUCAGUGUAGCCACCUCCUGACUUCCCACACAUGGCCUCAGCAGCCCUCUUUGGAUUCUGAGACCUCUUUGAUCACAGGUGUAAAGCAGGAAGAUGUGGGGGUGCUUCACAGGAAAUGCAGGUUGCUGAAUGCCUUGGUAGGUAAUUGAUAGGGUAAGUACUGCAUCAGCCAUCCCAAGCCACUGCCCUCCUCCUCCCUUGUGGAGAACCUUUGCUCUUCAGUGGGCUUUCCGGAUCAUGUGCCAUUGUGGAAACUAAGGUCUAACCCAUAGCAUAACCAGCUCGGAGGCUCUUCGGUUCUACGGACAGCUUUUCAUUUUUGUUUCGUUUGCCCAGUGCCCAUUUCGAAGUGGGCCAUGGAGGAAUUGGGAGUGUCCAUUGUUACGUGGUGGUUUCUGUUGUGUCUGCACUUGUUAACGGAGGAGCUGGAAUCAUCUGUGUGUUCAUGUAUCCAGUUCUCACUCCACACAGGUGGAGCAGUGGAAGGGGGAGGAAGCUGUCUUCAGUUUCAGGCUGAGGCUCUGUGGUCAGGUGUGGCUGUGGUGACAGAGGGUUUGGUAGCUGGUGACCUUCAGAUCCUUCUCAUCUGGAAAUGACAGUCCCUAGUUCUCAAGUCAUCCCCAGUCGAACUUGAAGUUCUAGCUGGUGUGGAAGGAGUGGCUUGGGGGCUGGCUGCUGACUCCGGUGUUGCUCCUGUCCUGCUGCUGCCUGGCCCUGGGGAGCUCUGGGGCUGCUUUUCUAUUGGUUUAAGCUCCAGUUUGUUUUCUAUACUAAACAUUUGGUAGAAUUGGAAAUAAGACAAAAACAUUUUAGUCUUUUUAAAAUUUACUUUUUCUCUUCACCUAUGGGAAUUUUGUAGUCCAAGUUGGUAGAAUAAAACAGCCCGUUAAGGAGGGCUACCUCUUGAACACCUGAGAUCUAGAUUGAGGGUUCUGAGGAAAUGGAGUACUGAAUGAGCUGAGGAGUGGUACCAGGAAACUGAAGGAGCAAGUAACUUGAAACCGAAAAUGUCCUCUUUAAAAGAAAAGCAAUUCAGGCCAGACACAACCUGGAUCCUUGGAUUUGAUUGUACAGGAAACUUAGCAGCCUGCAGAAUGUCUGCUCUUGGUCUCCUGUUGCCUCUGUUCUCUCCUUCUCUGCAUUCUGUUUGACUUGGUCUAUCAGUAAGCCAAGCUCACCAGGGUCUCAAGGCGAAUGUUGCCUAAAACUUGGGUCUGUAACUUGGACAGUGUGAAGAACUUUCAUAGUAUGGUUAUAUGCUUCCUGUCCACCUAGACUUGAGUAGGAUUAUCCACUGUAGGCAACACCCCUGAAGGGCACACCUAGCUUCAAGAACAUGAACUACAAAGGAAGAAGCCGUGUUUCUGAGAGGAACCUUGACCCACUCCUGUUGGUUUUGAUUUCUUGUAGAUCUACUGGAUCUUCCAUCAGUCUUGCAAGGUG